This is a messenger RNA of Pectinophora gossypiella (pink bollworm), 3080 nucleotides long. RefSeq names its product fas-binding factor 1 homolog. NCBI's taxonomy places the organism in Eukaryota, Metazoa, Arthropoda, Insecta, Lepidoptera, Gelechiidae. The transcript is spliced from 11 exons. Bases 1 to 3057 code for a protein of 1018 amino acids. Gene Ontology annotation, biological process: establishment of epithelial cell polarity; cilium assembly. The record is from RefSeq and is a predicted model, not a curated record. Gene Ontology annotation, cellular component: ciliary basal body; centriole; ciliary transition fiber.
AUGAGUUUUAAUAUUGACGAUCCCUUAGCUGGAAUCCUCAGUGAUGGCAGCGAUGAUAGUUUUUUCGAUGACGACAUUCUUGGUAAGAAAAAACCUGCAAAAAAGAAGACGACUCCUACAGCUGAAAAGAAGAAUGCUCUGUUUGAUCUAGGGGAUGGUGAUAAGUCAAAAACAGUAUCGACAGAAGAUAGAAAGGAUUCUCUUUUCGAUUUAGGAAUUGCAGCUUCGAAGAAGAUAUCUGGCGUUGAAGAUGAGAAGCUUCCAGUUGAUAUUCGGUCCCCGGGACCUUUCAAACGAUCUGUUUCCAAAGAAUCCAUUAAAUUUCCAGCGGAGACAAAGAGUAAGUCACUCCUUGAUAAAUUGGAUACAGCUAAGUCACCAGCUAAAUCCAAAGUUAGUGGUAGUACCGACAGACUUGAUAUAUUGAGCGAUCUCAUGGACACAAAAAAGGAACCAGUGAAACCAUUGGAAAGAGGUAAGAGCUCACAAUCGCUACUGGACGAUAUAUUAGGAGGGCCACCGCCUAAAACUAGCUCAAGUCAGGCUACGCGACCAACGACAGCAGCAAAGAGUGAUUUUGACUUGGAUUCUUUCAUUGGAAAGAGUGAAUCAAGACAAACAGUAGUAUCUUCAUCAACCAAACCCGCUCAGAAAAAGACCAAAGUCGAUCCCCCAAAAGAAGAUACAAAGAAAACAAAAUCGAGUGAGGACUGGCUUGGUAUAUUUCAGAACAAAGAUAUGGAAAAUGAAGAGGACGACGAUGCUAAUAUGCCGGCGUGGUUAGUAGGAGACACUAAAAAGAAGAAACCAGACAAUUCAAAGAAAUCUAUAGAACCUCCAUCUAAAGAGACUACAAAAGUUGAGAGGGAAAUUGAAGCGGCUGCGGUUCCAAGUAAAUCCGAAGAUCAAAUAGCCAAUGAGCAGACGGCUAAAGUUACACUAUCCAUGCCUUCUCUACCAGCGAUGCCCACAAUUGGGACGCCCGCAUUGCCCAGUGUACUUCAAGGUAGCAACGAAGAUAUUACUGCGGAAGGCGCAGCAUUGUAUUUGGGGCAACAGGAGUCUCAGUUGAUGCUUGCGCUACAGUUGAAAGCACAGGAGGAAAAGCUUGUUGCUAUGCAGAUGCGUCAGAAAGAAACGCACCGCAUCCAACGCGAGGCGACUCUGGCGCAACACGCUCAGGUGGACGCUAUUUUGCAGAGACAAGCAGAACAGAGGCGGCAGAUGCAGGCUAUUAUAGCUACCCACCAGGAACGCAUCACGCAGAGGAUAAAGGAAUUACUAGGUACAAGCACCACUAAUCUGAACAGCGAAGACCAAGUGGAUACCCCCGAAGAUGGUCAGGACUACACUCCAACAGAGAGGAGGGAGAGUCCCCAUACCAAGGAGAAGAAACAAUUACUACAACUCGUACAGUCUUUGCAAGAAAACCAUGAUAAAGAAAUUGAUUUGAUGGAAACUUCUUAUAGAAGGCAAUUAGCCUUUUUAGAAGUGUCUGUCAAUCAGUCAGAAGAGAGGAUGAAGGAAGAAAGCGAUAAAUUGGUGAAAUUCUAUACAGAGAAGAUAAACUGGCUAGAUGAACAUCAUCAACUGUAUAAGAAAAUGACUGAAGAAAACUUGCUGUCUCUCACUGAACGACAUAAGACUGAAAAUGAGAUGCUACGUCAGCAACAUUUAGAAAAUAUCAAAGUUUUACAAGAACAUCACGCGGCGUUGAUGGAAAAUAUAAAAAAUGCAGUGAAACAGGAACAGGUUCUGAUUCAGGAUUCAGCCGGCUUCUCUGCAGAUCUUCAGGAACUGGUUACAGACGUAAAAGAAAGUAAAUCUCAGUGCCAAUUAUUAGUAGAAAAGGUGCAAAAGUUAGCUGAACACACACAACGCGAUACCGAACGAAGCUUACAGGCUAGGGAGUCUCAAGUUAAUGAUAUGAUUCAACAUUUGAAGAGAGAGCGAGAAAACUUCGAAACAGAAAAAGCCGAAAGCAGAGAUAUGGUCAAAAUGUUAGAGACGAGGUUGAAACAGAUGACAGCGAUGAUCGAAGAAGAAACCGCAGCCCUGAAGCAAAAGAAAAUGGAAUUCGAAUUUGAUAGAGCGACGUUUGGUAAACAAACUGAAUUUGCUAAGAAUGUUCUUAAGAAACAAGAUGAUGAAAUAAAGAUGCUAAAAGAGGACAUCCAAAGGGAGUAUCAGGAGAAAAUUGCCAAAAUAGAUGAAGAAAAAGCAAAGGCACUAAAAGAUAGUGCAGCGAUUGCAAAAGAAAAAGCUUCUAUUCAAAAUCUGAAACAAGAAUUAGAGAAAACGAAAGCAGAGCUGCAAGCUCAAUUAGAAGAAGUAAGUGAAGAGAGGUCGAGAUUAAACUUAGAGAAGCAACAGAUGCACAUGGAAGAACAAAGAAUACUGGCUAAGAGUCGUGAUCUAGAUUUACUAGCAAAAACUGCGAUAGAGAAACAGACUCAAGCCGACAAAAAACAUUCAGAAGCCGAAUUUAUUCAGAAAAAGUACGAAGAUAGAAUAAGGCGUAUGCAAGAACAUGUGGUAUCUCUGAAUGCCAGAGAGAAACAAAUUGCUAAGGAAAAAGUGGCUCUUUCUAGAGAGAGACUGAGUCUUCACAAUGAAAGAAAACAAAUGGAGAGCAGGCAGCAUUGUUCUUUAUGCAAACCCCCUCAAAAUGUCCCCAGCUACAAUUUCGAGCCAAAUUUUACACUUCCUGAGACAUUUCUAAAUGUACCUGUGUCAAGAGACUACAUUGGUACAAGUGCUAAUUACGCCAUGAAUGCCAUAGAACAGGAGAUGGCCAAUCUCAUAGGAAGGAAUUUUGGUCUGAGACAUAGCACUGGUGUAGGUAACGUAGCACAUGAAGACAAAUAUGUACAGGAUAGAGAUACUAUAGGAGACAAUUUCCAGCAAACUACACAAAUGGAAUCGGGUGUAUUUAAGGAUUACAUGGACCCCAAAUUCAUGAUGUUGCGUUUGGAUGUGCAACAAGUUCUAAGCAAUUUGGACCAAACGAAAAAAGAAGACGAAGACAAAGACGACCAACAAAGUGAGAAAGAUUAACUUGUGUUCAUUUAUACCUUCGA